GGAACGAAAGAAGAUUUCGAGUGAAAUCUUAAAUAUCUUUUUGAAAAUUUAAAUUUGAAACAGUAAUUUUUUAAAUUCUAACUAAAAUUAUCAAAUCAUCGGAUCGGGGUUUGGCGUUCAACCAGAGAGGUGAACUCAUCAAGGUUCACUUCAGUUCGUUCAGUCAGGUUGCAGGUUGAAAACCUUCUGCUCUCGUAAAUCGGCUUAUGAAAACGUUGAAUCGAGCGUGCUCAACUGGUUCGGCCCGGCUCGGCGAUGGCGGCGGCGGCGGCACAGGGCGAGCGGCCGGACCUGGGCAGCCUGGUGGACGAGCUCUGCGCCACGGGCCGCGCCGCCGAGGCGCACCACCGCGUCUCCCUCCUCUUCCUCUCCUCCUCCUCCGCCGCCGUGCCGUCCCGCCACCUCGACGGGCGCGCCGCCGAUGGCCUGCUCCGCCGCCUCCUCCGCGCCCGCAAGCCGCUGCUCACGCUCCGCCUCCUCCAGGCCGCGCCGCCCGCCGCGCUCGUCCCCUCCCUCCCCAACUACAACCGCCUCCUAGCCCUCCUCUGCGGCUCCUCGGCCCCGCUCCUCCUCGUCCUCCUCGCCCACCGCCUCCUCCUCCGCAUGCGCGCCGCCCCGGACGCGGCCACCUACGCCGCGCUCCUCGACGGCUACGCCCGCAUCCCCGACCCGCGCGCCGUCCGGAAGCUGCUCGACGAAAUGCCACGCCGCGGGGUGGCUCCCAGCUCACUCGCGCGCAGUUACCUCGUCAAGGCCUUGCUCCGCAGCCGCGACGUCGACGGGGCUAUGGCCCUUGUCGACAACCAUCUCUGGUCUAGCAUGGAGCGCAGCAACGGAGAAGACCAGGAACUGAAGAAUGCCGCGUUCGCCAACCUCGUGCAAUGCCUCUGCAUCGAGGGGUUCUUCCACAUUGUCUUCCGAAUUGCCGAGGAGAUGCCACAGCAACGGUGCGGUGUUGCCGACGUGUUUGCCUACUCUCAGAUGAUUGACUCCCUUUGCCGGUCUGGGCAGCACCAUGGUGCAUCCAGGAUAGUGUACAUCAUGGGGAAGAGGGGCAUGUAUCCAAGCACCGUCUCCUACAAUUGCAUUGUUCAUGGGUUGUGCACCAGCCAGAAGCCUGGGGGGCGCUUGAGGGCGUACCAGCUAGUGAUGGAAGGCGUGCGUUUCAGGUAUCACCCAAGGGAGGUAACAUACAAGGUACUAGUUGAUGAGCUCUGCCUGGAGAAUGAGCUCGCAAAGGCCAAGGAUGUCAUGGAACUGAUGCUGAAGGUUACUCCUGAUGAUGACACCAGGACUAGGAUAUACAAUAUGUUUCUUGCAGCACUCCGUGUUGUGGACAACCCAAGUGAGCAGCUUGAUGUGCUAGUGUCCAUGCUGCAGGAAGGAUGCAAGCCCGAUGUGAUCACCAUGAACACUGUCAUCCAUGGUUUCUGCAAAGUUGGAAGGGCCCAGGAAGCCAGGAGGAUUGUAGAUGACAUGCUGAAUGGGAAAUUCUGUGCUCCAGACGUUGUGACCUUCACCACCCUCAUAUCCGGAUACCUGGGUGUAGGUGAGUUUGCAGAAGCCCUGCAUGUACUGUCCACUCUGAUGCCCAAGCACCAGUGCUUGCCUAAUGUUGUCACUUACAAUUGUGUCCUCAAGGGACUGCUCAGCCUUGGGCUACUUGACAGAGCAAUGGAGGCCCUUGAGGAAAUGAAGUCCAGUAACGUCAUUCCUGACUCCGUGACUCACACGGUAAUGAUCAAAGGGUUCUGCGAUGCUGGAGAACUAGAGAAGGCAAAGUCAUUUUGGGACAAUGUUAUCUGGCCAUCUGGAAUGCAUGAUGAUUAUGUGUACAGCGCGAUCUUCAGAGGCCUCUGUAAACUAGGGAAACUAGAACAGGCAUGUGAUUUCUUAUAUGAAUUGGUGGACUCUGGGGUUGCACCUGGUGUCCUGUGCUACAACAUUCUCGUCGAUGCUGCCUGCAAGCAGGGAUUGAAGAAGCUGGUUUAUCAGUUAGUGAAGGAGAUGAGAAGGAAUGGCAUAUCACCGGAUGCUGUUACUUGGAGGAUUAUUGACAGAUUGCACCUCUACAGCGAUGAAAAACAGGAUGGGGAGCUCCAGAUGUCCGCUACUGAUGGGGAUCCAAGUUCUGCGGAUGACACAGUAGAUACCCUCAUUUCAAAUAGAGAUGAGAAGCAUACGCCGUCAUUGCCAUCUAAAACAUCCAAAUUUGGGACGGUGGUGCGUGACGAUAGCAGCAAAUGUGAGGAAGAAGAGGUUGACUACUCACCAUGUGCUAGUGAGGAUCCACCAAAUAUUAUUGAACCUGCCAAAGAAGAAGCAUGUCCAAUGAAUAAUUCAGGCGCUGGUACCACAAUGGGCAACAGGGGUAUGACUAGGGAAGAAGGCCUUAUGAAGCCAGAUAAGCAGCCUUUGAAAAGAGAGCUGCUGUCUAGAGUGGCCAGAAAGGUGUUUGGACUGUUAUAGAAAUUGCUAGUGAUUUGCUUAUUUUUCGCUCGCGAGAUUAGUUAGCAAAACAGCAUCAAAUGAGAACUGAAAUGCUUCAUAGUAAUAUUGUAUUGGUACUUGUUCUGUAAAUUAUUUAUGACUUCUUAGAGCAAAUGUAGCUACUGAAAUAUAUAUCAGAUUUUGCUGUCAAAGCUUGUGAAACUCUGAAUGAUAUGAAUAAUUUUUUAGCCAUUUCA
This is a messenger RNA of Oryza sativa Japonica Group (Japanese rice), 2687 nucleotides long. RefSeq names its product pentatricopeptide repeat-containing protein At3g18020. Gene Ontology annotation, molecular function: protein binding. NCBI's taxonomy places the organism in Eukaryota, Viridiplantae, Streptophyta, Magnoliopsida, Poales, Poaceae. The record is from RefSeq and is a predicted model, not a curated record.